GGUUAAAGUAGCGGUUGGCUACUAAUUGCCGCCUAGCCAUUGACUCGAUUUCGAUUUCAUCAUUUCUACUGAUUCUUGCUGAGUGAACGUCAUUUUGACUCUGUCAUUUUCCUGUGCCAUUUCGUUUUCUUGUACACGAUGUCUGCUAAACGAACUUAUUCUGCAUCUAAUGUCCUGUUUGAAGAUCCUGACUUUCCUUUUCGGGACUCUGAUGACGAUUUAAUCGAUGAAGUGGAUCAGAUUUUUCUGGAAAAUCCUAUGGAUCUACCCUUGUAUUAUCAAGUGGGUUCCGGAUUUGAGACUUCUCCGUCAUCAGCUCGUGGGUCUGUUUUUAUGGCUGGUUCCGAUGAACGUUCGAUCGAUGAGGCGAUUGUACUAACGGAGAAGUCUCGUCGGCGAAAUCAUAAGUACCAAGCCGAGGAGAUUACCUUCCGGGCCAGUAUAGAUAUGGAACGGAUGCCUCUGAACAUGCUAGGUGUUCCGAUGGUUCGAAUUCCUGAUACCAUCCGGGAACUAUUCGAGCAACUUAUUCGCCGGACGACAGCCCAUUUGGGACCCUCGGACCUCAUCCGAUUCUGCAUCCAAGCAGAAGGGUUGGACAAGCCUAUCAGCACUUCCUUAAUGGCAGUUUCGACCUUAACAGUCGAAAAGAUUUUGGCUGCUGUGAUGAAAGUGCUGCAGUCCAAGGAUAAAAUUGAGCUAGACUCAGGAUUUGCGGUGGACGUGAUCACCAUCAGGCGACCUGUGGGCGCCGGUGGUAAUAGGAAAGUCAUCAAUAUCUCCGUGGAUAGACUGAAGAUGCCAAGAUUUCUGCGCCUGGCAAUUUUGUCCAUACCCUACGAUGAGGAAGGACUGUGCUGUGCCAAAGCCAUUGUGUAUGCCCUCGCACAUCUGAAUGAGGAGAAAGCUGCUAUUAAGACCAUGAAAGAUCAUCGUCGACCAGCCCUCGUGAAGCGAGCAAGAGAGCUCCAUAUGGCUGCGAAUGUUCCUUUAGGCCCCUGCACGUUUGCGGAGAUAGCCAUAUUUGAAGAUCACCUGAUUACUCAAAUUGCCGUCUUCUCAUCGGAAAACUUGAACCGAGUGGUCUACAAAGGAAGAGAGAGGGCACAACGGAUCAAUUUGUGGCUUCACGAUGGACAUUAUGAUGUCAUUAAAUCCCUGAAAGGGUUUUUUGGCAGCAACCAUUAUUGCACAGCAUGUGAAAAGCCGUAUGAUCAUCCGGAAAGCCAUAGAUGUGCCAAUGCGUGCCCUAUAUGCCUAAGGACUGAUUGCUUUCCAGGCGUACCCCAACGAUGCCAGGAUUGUGACCGUCUCUGCCGAUCCGAUGCCUGUUAUGCAGCACACAAAGCCCUCACUGGAAACCAAGAGUUUUCACUUUGCGAUAGAGUAUACCAGUGCAGGGACUGCUGCCAAGUGAUCCGGAGGCGGGAUUGCCCUAAAGAGUUGCAUAAGUGCGGAACCACCAAAUGUCCGUCUUGCGGCCAGUUUGUCGUGGCUGCUGAGCACCGUUGUUAUUUGCGACGUGUUGCUCCGAAGAAGUCUGAUGACAAGUUCAUCUUUUUUGACUUUGAAACGGACCAGUCUUCGGGGGAGCAUCUCGUAAAUUUCGCGGUGGCUCAGUAUGCCGACGGCACAGAAAAAGUGUUUCCGGGCUACACGGCAUGCCAAGAUUUCUGCGCCUGGCUGUUCUCUACACAGCACAAGAGCUUCACCGCCGUGGCACACAACAUGAAAGAGAAGUUAAAAUACCAUAGUUUGCAUGCUUUUUAAGUACGACUAUUUUUUCAAUAUUAUUCAUAAUAUUUUUUUUACUUACAGGUUUGAUGGGCAGUUCGUGAUGGCCUGGCUCCUGGAGCAAGGUACAGCGCCGGAGGUGAUCCCUAACGGGUCUAUGAUCAUGAGUGUAAGACACCCUAGUCUGAACAUUCGGGUCAUAGACUCGUUAAAUUUUUUGCCGAUGGCGUUGGCCAAACUACCGGGAUGCUUCGGUCUCACCGAAUUAAAAAGGGUUACUUCCCGCAUCUCUUUAACUCGCG
This is a messenger RNA of Stegodyphus dumicola, 2036 nucleotides long. RefSeq lists its product as uncharacterized. NCBI's taxonomy places the organism in Eukaryota, Metazoa, Arthropoda, Arachnida, Araneae, Eresidae. The record is from RefSeq and is a predicted model, not a curated record.